Vicia faba (fava bean) is the source of this 2658-nucleotide messenger RNA. Lineage: Eukaryota; Viridiplantae; Streptophyta; Magnoliopsida; Fabales; Fabaceae. The record is from the annotation of a GenBank genome assembly.
AUGAACGGAUCUCCGGAUCCGUUGGAUUCGUUUCCUCGCUUACGUGUUCGCCAAUCGGACGCCACGUCUCGCCGUUCAUCAUCCUUCGGCGCCGAUUCCGAGUUGGAACGUUACUGUAGCGCUAACUCGGUGAUGGGAACACCGAACACCAGUAUGAGCAUGUGCAGUGCCGUAACCGUUUUUCAUGAUUUCUCUGAUAUCGAUUUUGGUUCUUCCAGAAGCUUCGAUGAUGGAAUUAAUCGGAAGGAUUUUAGGUUUAGUGGAUUGGAAUUGUACGGUGACGGUGGUGACGACGGUGAUGAGCUAGAGAUUGAUUCGUCGGAGUUGAUUGGAAAUAAACGGAGUGAGGAAUCUGAUGGGAAGGGAAAUGAGGGUGAAGUUGGGGGAAGGGAGAUUGAGAUGGAAGAGGAUGAGGAGUUUUCGGAAGGUGAGGAUUCUAUGUUUAACUAUGGGAGUGGAUGUGAGGGUGAUAAUGAGAAUGAGAAUGAAAAUGAGAAGAAUGAAUUCUAUUCCUCGAGGAGGGUUCGAUUUUACGAGGAGACGGAAGUUCGAAAUGAGAAUCCGUUGUUUAUGAAUUCUUCUGUUGCUUUUGGUUCUCAUGAUUUGGAUGAUUUUUUGAUUGAAAACGGUUCAGUUUCUGUAGAGGAAGAUCUGUUUCAGAAUCCGCGAGAAAAUAAUAAUCGAUUUCAAGAGAAUGAGGUAAGUUCCAGUCAAAAAGAGGAGGGGAGUGAGGUCAUUGUUAAUGAUGAAGUUGAAGAAACAAAAGAUACUGGUGAUCGAGAAGCUUUAGAAGAGGUAAGGGAUAGGGAGAGGAAAAUUCCAGUUGCUUGUUGUGAGGAAGUUCAAGGUGCUGACAAAUUGGUUGGUUGUUUUAAAACGGAUGAUUUGGGUCCGCUGCCAGAAGAAGAUCCUCAGAAGAGUUUGAAUAUCACCGAUGGUGGAAGUGAGGGAAAAGGGAAUGGAAAUGCAAAUGCAAAAUCAUUUGAGAACCUUAAACCAAUUGUGCUACCAUCAAAUGGUGGAACGGGGCAAACAUUAGAGAGGACUUCCACUUCAACAAAUGUAUUAGAAAAAAGUCAUGUGGUAUCUAAGAUAGAGGACCUUGAGCUAAAUGAAUUCUAUGACGAGGUUGUUCAGGACAUGGAAGAAAUUUUACUGGAGUCUAGGGAUUCUCCUGCGGCUAGGUUUUCCAUGGAUGAUGCUUAUCUGCUAGUUCAGCGCCCAAGAAGAAUAGAUAGGAUUGAAGUGGUAGGUGCAAGGCAGAAAACAGGUGAUGUUUCUUUCAGUGAAAGAUUGGUUGGGGUGAAGGAAUACACUGUUUAUAAAAUAAAAGUGUGGGGUGGCAAGGAUCAGUGGGAGGUUGAAAAGCGAUACCGUGAUUUCUUAACUCUUCACCGUUGUAUGAAAACCUUAUUCAACGAGCAAGGCUGGACUUUACCUUUGCCUUGGUCUUCUGUUGAAAAGGAAUCAAAGAUAUUUAGAAGUGCAUCUCUUGAUAUUAUUGCGAAGAGAAGUGUUCUCAUUCAAGAGUGUCUACAGUCUAUUCUCUCUUCCAGGUUCUUCUCAAAUCCUCCAAGAGCACUAGUUUGGUUUUUAUCCCCUGAAGAUUCACAUCUUAGUUCACCCGUGUCAAAUUCACCAGUGUCUCUCUCUUCUUUUACAAGAGGGGAAAGCAUUCGAAACUUUUCCACGUGGGGGAAGACCAUAUCACUUAUUGUUGAAAUCCCAUCAAAUAAAUCAACGAGGCAGCUUUUAGAGGCCCAACAUCACAGAUGCGCUGGAUGCCAUAAGCAUUUUGAUGAUGGAAAUAAUUCAAUUUGGGAUUUUGUACAAACAUUUGGAUGGGGGAAGGCUCGACUUUGUGAAUAUACUGGUCAACUGUUCUGUUCUUCUUGCCAUACAAAUGAGACUGCAGUCUUGCCAGCAAGGGUUUUACACCACUGGGAUUUCACUCAUUAUCCUGUAUCUCAGCUGGCAAAGUCAUAUCUGGAUUCUAUACAUGAACAUCCCAUGCUAUGUGUCACCGCCGUUAAUCCCUUCCUUUUGUCAAAGGUCCCAGCCUUGCUUCAUGUUAUGAAUGUCAGGAAAAAGAUAGGAACGAUGCUUCCAUAUGUUCGCUGCCCAUUCCGGAGAUCUAUCAACAGAGGUGUUGGAAAUCGGAAAUAUCUUCUUGAAAGCAAUGAUUUUUUUGCUCUUAGAGAUUUGAUUGAUCUUUCCAAAGGAGUCUUUGCUGCACUUCCUGUGAUGGUGGAAACUGUGUCGAGGAAAAUCCUGGAACACAUUACUGAUCAAUGCCUUGUAUGCUGUGAUGUGGGAAACCCGUGUAGUGCCCGACAAGAUUGCAGUGACCCAUCCUCCCUCAUUUUUCCAUUUCAGGAAGAUGAUAUUGAAAGGUGCAAAUCUUGUCAGUCAGUUUUCCAUAAGCCUUGCUUUAAAAAGCUUGUAAGUUGUCCUUGUGGGGAACAGCUCGGACUGAACAAGACAAGGCGUUUAAGUAACAGAGCAAGCCAGUGGGGAGGUUUAGGCAAGGGACUGAGUUCCGGGCUGUCACCUAAGUUUCUCUCUGGAUUAUUUUCGAAAGAAAGGCCUGAGAAAACAAGGGAGCAUCAAAGCGAAAAUACCAUCUUAAUGGGUUCCUUACCAGGCAAUUCUUUGUGA